Epinephelus moara (kelp grouper) is the source of this 1707-nucleotide messenger RNA. It is a transcript of the gene lrrc73, whose product is annotated as leucine rich repeat containing 73. Gene Ontology annotation, molecular function: protein binding. The record is from RefSeq and is a predicted model, not a curated record. Lineage: Eukaryota; Metazoa; Chordata; Actinopteri; Perciformes; Serranidae. Bases 334 to 1329 code for a protein of 331 amino acids. The transcript is spliced from 7 exons.
CAUAGUAACGGUCACCUGCAGAAACACACCGGGACUCACAGAGCUCACACCGACCGACACACGGACCCCCUGCCCGCCUCCAGGACACCGACCCCGCGCUGCGCCGCCCCGCCGCCCGCCUCUCAUCAAACCCGAUCAAUCGAUACCGGGAUCGAUCGCCUCUGAUGUCCGUCACUGUGGAUCAGAACCGGCGCGUGGCCUGCGGCGGGAUCAGAGGCACCGGAGCAGCCAACGAUGACAUCAGCGCGUGAGAGACCCGAUCCUCCCCGCGUGAGCUGAUCGAUCAUUUUAUCAGGUGUUCCAGUGCUCCCAGUGCUCCCAGUCUGGUCCAGGAUGCUGCCGGCCUCCAUCCAGAUCACGGGGGAGCUGCUGUCGGCGGCGGAGGUUCAGGACAUCUGCGAGAGCCUGAAGGAGGACAGCGUGCGGCUGCUGUCUGUCCGCGGCUGCCAGCUCUCUGACCGCGACUUUGGCCGUGUCUGCCGCAGUGUCGCAGAGUCGCACUCACUUGCUCAGCUCAACCUGAACCUGGGCGUGGUCUCCAGCAUCAGCCGGACGCGACACCUGGCGGACGCCCUGAAAACCAACCGCUCGCUGCAGACGUUGUUUCUCCAUGGCAGCCCGCUGCUGGACGCCGGCCUGGUGACCUUGAACUCGGCCCUGUCGACCCACCCGGCGCUGGUCUGUCUGGAUCUGGGAGACUGCAUGCUGGGAGACGAGGCGCUCGGUCUGAUCUGUGGGAUGCUGCCGCCCGACGGAGCAAAGUCAGGUCUCAGGGAGCUGACUCUGAGCGCUAACCCAGGAAUCAGCUCCAAAGGCUGGGCUCGCCUCGCCAUCGCCGUGGCUCACAGCUCACAGCUCAGAGUGCUCAACCUGGACUACAACCCACUGGGUGAUCAGAUUGCGGGGAUGUUGGCGGUUGCUGUGGCGUCCAGCAGAACUCUGGAGGUUCUGGACCUGGAAGGAACUGGACUGUCUAACCAAUCAGCACAGGUGUUCCUGGACAUGGUGGAGAACUACCCGACCAGUCUGCGGGUCCUGGUCCUGGCGGAGAACGACAUCAGUCCGGAGCUGCAGCAGCAGAUCUGCGACCUGCUGUCUGAAGGAGAGGACGAAGAUGACAGAGAGGCCCCGCCCCUACAGCCAGGCCCCGCCUCCAGCAGCGCCCUGCUGCCAAUCAGAGACAAGUACCAGCCAAUCAGAGACAAGUACCAGCCAAUCAGAGACAAGUACCAGCCCCCCGCCUGGCUCCCCCACAGCAACUCCAGCCCCCAGAUGGUCUUGCUGACAUCAGGUCUAGGUGAGAGCUUAUUGGCUGAGACUGAGAUGUGACCCCUCCCACUCGCACACACACACACACACACACACACACCCACACACACGCACACACACUUCCUGUUAAACCUUCACUUUGUUUGGUUUGAAUGUUUGUUUCUCUGCACUGCACUUCUCUGUCAGAUCACCUGAUGGCUAACAGCCAAUCACAUGCUCUGCAUGGUUUGAUGUAGCACCUGUCUAUACACACACACGCACACACACACACACACACACAUACAGAUGAGUGGCGGCACAAAACUUUAUUAACACACACCAAGUGUCUUACAGACAGACAGGUGUUAGUUCAGUGUGUUUCUGAUGAAUGUAGUUCUGCUCUGUUGGUUCCUUCUGCUGCUCUGAUGUCACAAUUAUUAAACUGUUUACAGCUUCGUA